UACAGAAAAAUAAAAGUUUUUAGACGAAACAUCGAGAAAGCAAUGAUCCUUCUUUCGGUUAGUUUCUCCUCGUCAUCUCCGAUAGCCGCCGUAUUCUCCGUCGCGUUUCUUCUGAUCUACUUCUCUGAAGCUACUCUUGGAGCCCCUUGUCCGAUCAAUGGGUUUCCAAUCGUGAGGAAUGUAAGUGAACUUCCUGAGGAUAACUAUGGAAGACCAGGCCUUUCUCACACGACUGUUGCUGGCUCUGUUUUGCACGGAAUGAAAGAGGUUGAGAUAUGGCUUCAAACAUUUGCUCCAGGUUCAGGGACACCCAUUCACAGGCACUCUUGUGAAGAGGUUUUCGUUGUUCUUAAGGGCAAUGGUACUCUCUAUCUCGCUGAAACACAUGGUAGUUUCCCUGGGAAACCUGUUGAGUUCCCAAUCUUUGCCAACAGUACUAUUCAUAUUCCCAUCAAUGAUGCUCAUCAGGUCAAGAACACUGGUCAUGAGGACCUGCAGGUGUUGGUGAUCAUAUCCCGGCCGCCAAUUAAAGUGUUCACAUACGAUGACUGGUUUAUGCCACACACUGCUGCGAGGUUAAAGUUCCCUUACUAUUGGGAUGAGCAAUGCUUCCAAGAAUCACAAAAAGACGAGCUUUAAAGUAAAUGAAUGUUCACUCUUUUCAAACUCUUAAGUGAAGCGAGUCUUCUUGGUUUUGAAAAUAUGUAACAGAGCUACAUCUUAAUUGCAAUUUACCCACACUUAUUAGUUUGCACAACAGUUAAUGUGAUCUAUAUUUAUGUUUGUUAACAUACAUUCUGACAUUGAUCUUUAUACUUGUUCCUGUAUUAAUGCCAUAACAUUUAGACCA
This is a messenger RNA of Raphanus sativus (radish), 850 nucleotides long. Its product is annotated as auxin-binding protein 1. The transcript is spliced from 5 exons. The record is from RefSeq and is a predicted model, not a curated record. Gene Ontology annotation, molecular function: auxin binding. The coding region runs from base 43 to 639 and encodes 198 amino acids. Lineage: Eukaryota; Viridiplantae; Streptophyta; Magnoliopsida; Brassicales; Brassicaceae.